Molecule: messenger RNA, 3081 nt
Organism: Artibeus jamaicensis (Jamaican fruit-eating bat)
Lineage: Eukaryota; Metazoa; Chordata; Mammalia; Chiroptera; Phyllostomidae
Gene: ERFE
Product: erythroferrone
Exons: 10
Coding region: 114-1592 (492 amino acids)
Biological process (GO): positive regulation of D-glucose import across plasma membrane; negative regulation of gluconeogenesis; positive regulation of insulin receptor signaling pathway
Molecular function (GO): hormone activity
Source: RefSeq, a predicted model, not a curated record
GCCUGCCCACCACACCGGAGCCCCUGGCUGUUGGCCGGUUCCCGAACUCCACCUCCGUGGGCUGGGAGCGCUGGUCAUUAACUGCCCUCCCGGCCGAGGGUUAUGCCAAGGUGAUGGGUUCAAUCUCCCAUCAGGGCAUGUGCAGGAAAGCAACCAAUGACUGUAUCAGGAAAAGAUGCCCCAAGGCCAGAGGAAGAGGGCGCCCUGUUUUUUCGGAGAAAAGGAAGUGGACAAGGCGAAGGGUCCAGCGUCGGGAGGAGGGGCUCCCCGAAACAGGAGUGCUGGACAGCGCGCAGAGAACCCGGAGUCGGCGUGGAGCAGAAAGGCGCUCGACAGGAGGGGGCGUGCAGGCCGCCACGAGGGAGUGCUCCCGGCUCCUGCGCCCCGCGUCGCCCCCACUGCCGCGUGAGCCCCGGAGUCCCUCCGGGCACCCCGCCCUCCCAGGUGCACCGCCCGCGGCUCUGUCCCUCACACGCCCCCGCUGCAGCGCGCGCCCCAGCCGGGAGGGGGCGCCCGGCGCGCCGCCGGCAGAGCGAGGCGGGGGAUUCAAGCGCGUUAUAAGGCGCGGAGUCCGAGAGCGCAGGAUUCCGAGACGCCGCGCUCAGAGCCGAGAGGGACCCGCCGCCCACAUGGCCUCCGCCGGGGCCCGCCUGCUGCUCGUCUGCGCGUGCCUGCUGGCCGCCGCCGCCGCCCUCGGUUCCCGAGACCCCGGUGCGCCCGCGGGGAGCCGCGCCGGCCAGGAGCCGAUGCCCAAGAAGGAGCCGCCCGCGGGCGCCCGGGAGAGCCGCGCGAGGCUUGACACCAGCCCGCCGGAGCCCACCACACAGCCGGCCCCCAGCCUGAACCCCCGGGACACCUGGCUGUGGUUCCUCAGGCACAGUGACAAGGAGGACAGAGUCAAAGACAGGAAGUCGAAGCCCGGCCUGCCCAGGUCCCGGGAGCCCUGUGGCAUCCAGGGACCCACAGGCACCGCCGUUCCCGUGGAAGGACGGCAGAAGUGGCAGCAGCUGCUGAAAGCUGCGGCAGAGAUGCUGCGCCAGGACGCGGAGCGCCGCCCCGCCGCGGAGGACGAGGAGGAGGAGGCGGGGGAGCCGUCCGUGGUGGCCCUGCUGACCCAAGCCUCGAACCGGGGUUCGCGGGCCCGGAUGGUGGAGGCCGCCUUCCACUGCCGCCUGCGCCAGAACGUGUCGGUGGAGCGGCGCGCGCUGCAGGAGCUGGGCGGCUACUACCUGCCCCAGGCCGAGGGAGCCUUCUACCGCGGCCUGGGCCUGAACUUGACCAGCGGCCAGUACACGGUGUCGGUCCCCGGUUUCUACGCACUCGCCGCCACGCUGCACGUGGCCCUCCCAGAGCCGCGCCCCCGGAACCGCCUGCGCCUGCUCAUCUGCAUCCAGUCCCAGUGUCAGCGCAACACCUCCCUGGAGACCGUGGUGAGCAGGCCGACUGGCACAGAGCUCUUCACCAUUUCCGUGAGCGGCGUUCUGUAUCUGAAGAGGCGGCAGUACACCUCCGUGUUCCUGGACAACGCCGGCAGCUCCCCCGUCACCGUGCGCAGUGGCUCCCAUUUCAGCGCCAUCUUCCUCGGCGUCUGAGAGGCGCUGCUGCGCAGACCAAGCUGGGUCCUGGCGAUCACGAGCAGAGGUUGCACGUAGGAGGCAGCCCACUGCCAUUGCCCACAGGGGCCUCCACGGCUCCACCCAGGGUGGCCACUCCAGGGGGCCAGGGGAGGUGGCAGGCAGCCCUGCCCUCGGGGACCAGGAAGGACCUCGGGGUCCAGCUCUCACCCCGGGUCAGCGCACUCGCUCCUCUGUGCCUGGCUGUGGCCUGGGCCCCUCCUGGCCUAUCGGGGGGCUCGCCUACAGCCUCGGCGUCUCCUCUGUGGCCCGACCCCAUCAGGUCCAUCUUUCCAUCCGUGUGGAGCGGCGUGGGGCCCCUGGGAACCCAAGCAGUGUGGCCAGGCCUUCCCCCACCCCCCAGGGCUCCCCAGUCUCUGCCAACCCCUCACCUGGCUGCCACUGGCCUCCCACAGACCGCAGGGCACUGCCAGGCACAGCAGCCAAGGACACCGCACGACUGCUGGAAAGGGUGUAUGAGGGGACAGGGCAAAUCUGGGCCCGGCUUCCAGCUCUCUUUGCUUCUUAAGUGUGCCCAGGACCUGGCCCGCUCGCUAGCAGACGCGGUUUUUCAGAGGGGCUGCCCGCUCCUCUUUGCAGACCGGUUCACAGCCGAGUCCUUUCCCAUCCCCCGAGGCCCAGUGACUGCGGGACCCACUUUCGGGAGGGAAGAGCCAGAACAUCUCUGUAGGCCCCGCCCACGCAGCCACCCAGAGGAGAGGGAGCAGAGCCACAGCCUAGCAGCGGCCCGCUGGCUGUGGGGCCCUUGAGUGUCUGCCCCACUCGGGUGGAAGCAGCUCUGAGCUCAGAAGGGGACGGGCCGUCUGAAAAAGGCUGGUCUUGAGAGCUGGUGCCAGUCCCCCUGCCUCUGCAGCAGUGAUGGGACUGGGGACCGGGGGUCACCCCAGGAGGGGGCAGGGCUGUCAGCCCACAGCACACUCCUCCCAAGGAGCAGAGGGUCCCUCCGGUUACCCACACUCCCACCCCUCUCCCCACUGGGCUCCUGAGACCUGGGAGAGAAGGGGACCAAGGCUACUGUCACCUCGACCUCCUAGCUGGCCUCAGGACGACUUCCCCAGGAGCCCAGUCUCCCCACUCCCACGGAGUGAAACACCUCACUCCCAGCCAGGCGCCCCCACAAUCGUGGCCCCCCCAGAACUGUGCCCCUUGGCAGCUGGGCAUGCUUCUCGGUAGGCACCCGCCCUACCAGGAAGUGCCAGCUGGCUGUGCCCUGUGUCCCCACGCCGUCUGAUAAGGGCAGGUGUAGCCACAGAUGUUUUGGAAAAGUUAGCUUUUACCCUUGAAAGAGCCGCAGCGCGCUCCCUCCCUCGGCCCUAGCGCCACACAGCCCGCACCCACGCAGUCCUCCGUGCUUUGCCAGGUGAGACCUGUUUAUGCAGCUGACGCGACCAGGUGGCUCCAGUGUGAGAAUUGCUACAUGAUUGUACAAAGUCACAAAAAUAAAGUG